UCUUUUUUUAAACCUCGCAGUGAGUGACAAAGGAAAAGCUGCUGAUGCUGGUGCAAUACUACACUUACUAAGUCGUCUUAGCAGUACAGGUAGGUCCUGGUUAGUGAGCCUAAAUGAGGUAGGUAGGCAGCCUUGAUAGCCUGAUGUGUUUCGUGCCGGCACUGGCAUUGGCUGCAUUCCGCUGAGUCUGAUGACAUCUGUUAGCGGUAUUUAGGCUAUUGGCAGGCUAUUUUAGCACAAGGCGACACGAGACGUGGCCGUCAAGUGCCAUUGGUCAGGUGCUGCUGGAAACUACAAUCGAUAUGGAUGCUCGAACAGGGCGAGUAGUAGACGGCCAUGCGAUUAAUAGUAACAACAACACUAAUCAUUCAACCACCUCAACGUGCAACGUGUAUUACUUUGUAUUUGAAAUCAGUAUUAAAGCCUAUAUACCGCAGGCGAACAUACCUCGAUUUAUCCUCGCUUAGUGUUUAUGUAUAUUGUGCCCCCUCCCCAGGAAUAUCGCGCCGUCUACUAUGCCAGGUCUACAUAUUUUGAUUUUAAAAAAUAAAAAUAAAAAUAAAAAACAAGACGCCAUACAGAUGAAACGGCGACCUCGGUUAACUUGACCUGGAAUUAGAGAGCCUCCCAAGCUAUUAAUGACG
Messenger RNA from Trichoderma atroviride IMI 206040, 644 nucleotides. The record is from RefSeq and is a predicted model, not a curated record. NCBI's taxonomy places the organism in Eukaryota, Fungi, Ascomycota, Sordariomycetes, Hypocreales, Hypocreaceae.